This is a messenger RNA of Diatraea saccharalis (sugarcane borer), 864 nucleotides long. The record is from the annotation of a GenBank genome assembly. Lineage: Eukaryota; Metazoa; Arthropoda; Insecta; Lepidoptera; Crambidae.
AUUCAGUAGCCUUCGAGCAGUCUACAACAGAAGUGCACGAUGAGAGUUCUGAUUGUCGCCGCCGUCCUCGCCUACGCCGCAGCCGCGCCCUCCGGCGUCCUGCUGGGUCAUGGUUUGGGUUACGCUGCCGCCCCCCUGGCGCUCGCCCACGCCCCAGUGGCUCUAGCGCACGCCGCCCCUGUUGCCGUAGCGCAUGCCGCUGCUCUGCCCACCAUCUCUUCCGGAGACAUCCAAGGUGCCGCCAUCGACGCGCACGUUGACGCUUCUGAUCAUGCCCGCGCUGCCGUCGAUGCCGCCCGUGAAGCCCAUGACCAACACUCUGAACUGGCCGGACAAGCUGUAAACGCCGCUGAAGACCACUCCUGGCAAGCGUUGGACGCCGUGAAGACUCAAGAAGCUCAACUUGACGGUGCCGCCGCUGGUGUCGCCCCCGUGUUGGCUAAACAGCUCGCCGGACAUGCCGCAUAUGCCGCCCCCGUGGUGAGCCAUGCCGCGUACGCCGCCCCCGUGGUGAGCCAUGCCGCAUACGCCGCCCCCGCGGUCCACGCUUACGGCGCCGCUCCCGCGGUCCAUGGCAUCGCCGCCGCCGCGUACGCCGCACCAGCCAGCCAGACUGUCGUCACCCAAUCCCUGACCCAAUCGCAUCCCACCCCCGUCGUCCACGCUCCCGUCAUCGCCCACGCCGCCCCCGUCGCUUACGCGCAUGGCGCGCACGGUCUUGCCCACGGAUGGUAAACUGUUAUAACAAUUUAGAUACCAAAUAGUAGUACUUACUCCAUUUUGGAUUGUACAUAAAUUAAUUUAAAAAAAAAUACAGAUGCAAUAUAGGCGAGGAUGAGUGAGUGAAUAAACGAAAUAGUAAUU